Molecule: messenger RNA, 2713 nt
Organism: Fukomys damarensis (Damara mole-rat)
Lineage: Eukaryota; Metazoa; Chordata; Mammalia; Rodentia; Bathyergidae
Gene: Riok2
Product: RIO kinase 2
Exons: 10
Coding region: 77-1723 (548 amino acids)
Biological process (GO): maturation of SSU-rRNA; protein phosphorylation
Cellular component (GO): preribosome, small subunit precursor; cytosol; nucleus
Molecular function (GO): ATP binding; protein serine/threonine kinase activity
Source: RefSeq, a predicted model, not a curated record
AGCAGGAGAGAUUACCCAGCAUCCUUGCGCGCUCCGGCUGUCGCGUGAGCACCUUCCGGGUGCUUCUGGAGCAGCCAUGGGGAAGGUAAAUGUAGCCAAGCUUCGUUACAUGAGCCGGGAAGACUUCAGGGUCUUGACCGCGGUUGAAAUGGGCAUGAAGAACCAUGAAAUAGUUCCCUGCAGUUUGAUUGCUUCAAUUGCCAGCCUGAAACAUGGCGGCUGUAAUAAAAUUUUAAGAGAAUUAGUGAAACAUAAGCUCAUAGCUUGGGAGCAUACCAAAACUGUCCAGGGAUAUCGGUUGACAAACGCAGGCUAUGAUUAUCUAGCUUUGAAAACACUUUCUUCUAGACAGGUGGUUGAGUCUGUUGGAAACCAGAUGGGCGUUGGCAAAGAAUCAGAUAUUUACAUUGUUGCAAAUGAAGAAGGACAGCAGUUUGCAUUAAAACUUCACAGACUAGGAAGGACCUCCUUCAGAAAUCUGAAAAACAAGCGUGAUUACCAUAAGCACAGGCAUAAUGUUUCUUGGCUUUAUUUGUCUCGUCUCUCUGCCAUGAAGGAAUUUGCUUAUAUGAAGGCUUUACACGAUAGAAAGUUUCCAGUUCCAAAGCCAGUUGAUUACAAUCGUCAUGCAGUGGUCAUGGAACUCAUAAGUGGUUAUCCUCUAUGUCAAAUACACCACCUUGAAGAUCCUGCAUCAGUAUAUGAUGAAGCCAUGGAACUCAUUGUCAAACUUGCAAAUCAUGGUCUGAUUCAUGGAGAUUUCAAUGAAUUCAAUCUCAUAUUGGAUAAAGAUGACCAUAUCACCAUGAUUGAUUUUCCACAGAUGGUUUCAACUUCUCAUCACAAUGCUGAAUGGUAUUUUGACAGAGAUGUUAAAUGCAUCAGAGAUUUCUUCAUGAGACGUUUUGGCUAUGAAAGUGAGCUUUAUCCAGUCUUUAGUGAUAUCAGGAGGGAAGAUUCUCUUGAUGUUGAGGUUUCUGCCAGUGGUUAUACGAAGGAAAUGCAGGCAGAUGAUGAACUCCUACAUCCAGCAGGUCCAGAUGAUAAAAUCACUGAAAUGGAGGGAUCCAGUUUCUCCUUUUCUGAUGAUGAGGUAUCAGAAAAAGCAAAAGUUUGUAGGUCAGAAGUUGAAAGUGAACAGAAUACUGUCGAAUCAAGAGGCUGCUACUCCAGCUCAUUUGGAGACCGUGAACAGACAGAAGGAGACAGCUUAGAAGAGAGUGUCAAUGCACACAGUUUUGAAAUGACUGAAUUCAAUCAACCUUUAGAAGAAGUAAAAGGGCAGAUUGUUGAAAAUAGUUGUACAACUGAGUUUUCUGAGGAGAACUCAACUGAAAAUGACACCAUGCAAGAAGACCAGACAGGUGAGGGAGGAAGCCCUGCUGGCUCUGAGGAGGAAGAAGAUGACUGCCCUCAUCUCAUUAACCUGCCAUCAUUAAACAAAGAAUUCAGGGCUUUCAGAGAUCAAGAAAACGUGGGAAAUAUCGAUCCGUAUAGAACAAGAACGCUGAGUAUUACUUCUGCAGGCAGCGUUGUAAGCUGUUCAACAAUUCCUCCAGAAUUGGUAAAACAGAAGGUGAAACGUCAGUUAACAAAACAGCAAAAAUCAGCUGUCAGACGUCGACUACAGAAAGGAGAAGCAAAUAUAUUUACUAAGCAACGGAGAGAAAACAUCCAAAAUAUUAAAUCAAGUUUGGAAGCAUCCAGCUUUUGGGGAGACUAAUAUAUUGCUUAAGAUAUUAGAUAUUUCUGUUACAUAUUUUUUCAAGUUACUCUUAUUUUCAGCACCUUUAGUCUGUUUUGGACCAAGGUCAGUACAUAAGUAAAUAAAUAAACUCAUUCUCAAUGUACAAUGUGGUGGUUAAUCAUCAUUGGGUCAACUUGUCUUGGAACUGCCCAGGGCAUUGGUGAGGCAGACUUCUGGGUGUGUCUGGGCGUUUCAUGGAGGCAUGACUUUGGCGUGUGUAUCUCAUCCCUCACCCCUUCCUCUCUGAUGUACUGCUCUCCUUUGCUUCUCUGUUGCCAUGAACUGAGCUUUGCACCACUCUACCUGACUGCACAGUGUUUGUGCUUUGGCGUGUGAUGAUCAUGGACUGAAUCCUCUGAAACCAUGAGCCAAAUUAAACCUCUCAUUUAAGUUGUGAGUGUUAAGUCUUGUGUCUAGCAGCAAGAAAGCUAAACAGAAAAAUUGGUACCAGGAGAGUGGUGUUUGUGGUGAUUGUACCUGACCAUGUGAUGUAGAAGCCUUGGAAACCUGUUUGCAGGAGAGAUUCGGAAAGGUUUGGAGAUGUGUGCUAGAGAAGCCAUGAAGUUCUGUAUACUGAGCCAGAUGAGUGAUUCUGGUUAGAGGUUAGAAGACCCAUAUGGAGGACCCCUGAAAUGUUACUGGAACCCUCUGCAGUGGGCUCCAGUCUCCUGCUCAGUGUAUGGUGCAGGCCUGAGGGAAUAAACUAGAAGACAGAACUAAGAGACUGAAAGUGGGACACCAGGACAACCCGUGCUGGUACACAACCAACAAAGGUGCUGGCCAGUUCAAGCCACUGAUUUUUAUUGGUAAUAAGUUGGGAUACAGGCGAGCUAUGUACAAGGGCAGAACUAUGUGUGAAGACGUGCAGUCAUGCAAUUUGUAUGGAAAUUAACCCUUGGACAAGCCAAAGCAUUCUUGAAUUAGGAGCAGAAUAGACAAUAUAUGGUAAUUAGAAUAUCAUCCUUC